AUGCCUUCAUUAAUGAAAUGUGUUGAGAGGGUUUGCUGGGAGAUAGUUACAAUUAGCAGGGCUUGGUGUUCUGAAAAAACGAAAUUCAUAUGCACUUUGAAUUGUCAUGUCGAAGGUUGCCGCUUGGUGACUCUCGUAUGCCGAUAUGGAAUGUCAUCCGGAGUUGCUGGUUGUACUCAAGUUGCUUCAAAGAGUGUAGAGAGUCGCAUGGAGGCUCAAGUGCAGCUCAUGAAGAGUCAAAUUGACUACUUGCAUGAUGCUUUGGCCGAGGGGUUGGUGUUUGACGCUGAAGAUGGUGAUCAACGGACAUGUAUCUUUCGUACUAAGUGUUCGGUUGGGUGGUCCAAUGAAGUUGAUUUAGUAAUCGACGGGUAUCCACCAUUAAAGAAAGAUUUGGCGUUGGCUGUGGUUUUGGCGUCGGUUGGGGAUUUGGAGGUAUCAAAAUCUGAUAAUCCUGCGGUCAGACAAAGAUCUACGAAGGAAUUAUUUGGCAUGCCAUUGAAUAUUUUGGGCCUUGGUGCAGGUGGUGGCUGUGGAGUUGGCUCUAAACUCGAAAGGGUGAUAAACGUGACGAAGUUCAUGGGAGAACACCCUGGAGGAGAAGAGGUCUUGAUUGAACAAGCUGGAAAGGAUGCAACGGAGGAAUAUGAGGCCAUUGGACAUGGAAAAGCAGCUCAAGCUUUACUCUUGAAAUGCCAAGUUGGGCGUUUGGAAGGAUACAAAUUUGCCCAAGAGGAUGUUGAAGCUGAUGGAGAAGGCAAAAAAGGUAAUCCCAAGAAGGCUAAAGGGAUGAAAGCUGUGUUGAUUAAGGAAGAUCCACCACCGAAAUACGCAGUGUUUUUGGAGUAUUUCAUUCCACUGGCAAUUGCACUCUCCUACUUUACUUAUCAGUGCUUGAUUUGA
This is a messenger RNA of Oldenlandia corymbosa var. corymbosa, 903 nucleotides long. NCBI's taxonomy places the organism in Eukaryota, Viridiplantae, Streptophyta, Magnoliopsida, Gentianales, Rubiaceae. The record is from the annotation of a GenBank genome assembly.